GCGUUAACGGAACGAGUGGUGGAAGUACUUCCGCAACUGAAAUGUCCCCAUUCAAUCGAGCCACACCAAAUCCAGGGCCUCGACUGCAUUCACAUUUUCCCGGUUGUUCAGUGGCUUGUUCGCGAAGCGGUUCGUGCCAUGGAGAGAUAUGGUGACAAUGUACGCCAGCAUGCUGUUUAUCAGUUUGCUCAGCGAUUUCGUUUUUCAAAGGAUAAUGAAGUGGAAAGGCGGAAGAAUAUUUUUUUGAGUAACUGCCGCAAUAUGAGAUCCAGAUGUUCGCCGCAACGCAUCUACAAAUUAGCAAACGAUUUCAAAACAUCAAACUUACAAACGGAUGUUCGAUGCACUCUGCUCGAAUACGGAUGGAAAGCAGCCUCGGAUGCCACACUUCAGAAAAGCGCAGAAGCUCAGGCAGUCGAAGAUACCACUGCUGAUCCGGACAUUAAUCAACUUCUAAAGGAGCUGCCCAAAACGGAGAUUCCCCAGGACCAAAAGCAGCGUCUUUCGACGAAAACACUCGCGCAGUUUAUCGACGUUUCCGAGCUGGCCGAUACAGUACUCAAAAAUGAAGCCGAUACCGCUCAACAAAGGGAGUUGCCUACGCUGAGCAGCGCAUCCGAUCUGGAAAGCCAGAUAGCAAAGCUGGAAGAGGAAGAGAAGUUUUUGGAUGACUCGCUGAGAAGUUUGCAACAAAGAGAAAAAGAGCAAAUCGAAGAGAUGAAUGAGAUCGAUGCAAGAAUUGCGGAUUUCGAUAAGCUUGUGAGCAGCCAUGACAAAGAGACUGUGGAAAGGCUGAAGCAUUUGUUGAUGGAGCACGACGAGAUUCGUAAGCGCGAAACUGAUUUUAAAGCACACUGCCGAAGCGAACUCAAAAAAUUAGAUGAAGAGCUUGAAAGACUGAACCCGGCUGAUCACAACAGACAACAUGGUGACAAUAAUUUGACUGAACCCGAGAGGUCUGACGAAGAGCGCCUCAACAAACUUCGGCUCGAGCUGGCGGAUUUGAAUCGACAGAUUGCAGCUCAGCAUCGCAUUGUCGAUGCUGUUCCGGCGCAGACCGAGAUCACUCAGUAUCAGCGGCGUAUCAUCGAACUUUACAAUCACAGUUUGCUUUUUCGCUUUUCGAUGAUUUUUGCAUUAAAUAGAGCUGCAACGCCACUUCGGAUGAUUUCAGUGGUAAGCAAGCACCGAGAAACGAAACAGUUCUACAUACUGCACAACACACUGGUUGACAUUCAGACGUUCAUGAAGCGCGAACUGGACAUGCUAAACAGUAUCGAGGAUGUCCAGGAAAUGGCUUCAAGGGAGAACUACAAAGAAUCAUUCAUUGAGAAUCUUCAGAAAAUUUCCAAAGGCGUUGAGGCUUCUCUGGAUAAGAUUCUCAUACGGCAAAAAGAGUUACAAACGCGAAAAGACGCAUUGAGUGAUGAGUACCAGAGCCUGCUCGAAAAGGAAAGGCUCUUUUAUAAGACUGUUGAGGACUUCAAAAAUGUAAUGGCGCAUGCGAAAGGCAUCUCGGAUGUUCUGGAACCGGCAAUCGAAUUCAGUGAAAAUUUCAAGAAUUUUGGUGAAGGCAUGCCCUGCGCUAUAGGCAUUGAUGAGGCCGGUCGAGGACCAGUACUCGGACCGAUGAUCUACGCAUGCGCUGUUUCGUUGGUCGGCAGUGAAGAUAUUAUCAAAGAAAUGGGCAUUAUUGACUGUGAAUGGGAUGUUUUCCACUAUUGUGUGGAAGUGAAAAAAUGGAAUACUGUUCUCGCUGAAGAGGAAAAGUUGACAGUGUUUCAUCGAGCCAUGGAACAAUGCGUGAUUGAUGUUGGUGCUGACGAUUCCAAGGUUUUGACAGAGGCGAAACGUGAAAGUAUCUUUGCGGAAAUGAAACAGCAUACGGCCCUUGCUUAUGGAUACCGUGUGCUGUCGGCGCAGAUGAUCAGUGCAGCCAUGCUGAGGCGAAAGAAGUGCUCGCUUAAUGAACUGUCGCAUGAUAGUGCCAUAAAGUUGUUGCAGUCAGCUUUGCUCAGCAAUAUCAAUAUCACUGAAGCGUAUGUUGACACAGUUGGUCCAAAACAAACGUAUCAGGCCAUGCUGCAAGAGAAAUUCCCCGGCGUACAGAUCACUGUAUCAGAAAAAGCAGACUCAAAAUUUCCAAUUGUUGGAGCUGCAUCUAUUGUCGCCAAAGGUGACAACAAUUUGACUGAACCCGAGAGAUCUGACGAAGAGCGCCUCAACAAACUUCGGCUAGAGCUGGCCGAUUUGAAUCGACAGAUUGCAGCUCAGCAUCGCAUUGUCGAUGCUGUUCCGGCACAGACCGAGAUCACUCAGUAUCAGCGACGUAUCAUCGAACUUUACAAUCACAGCUUUCCAUCUCUAUUUGUAAAAGAUCAAUUAAUUGUUUACAGUUUGAGCACAGUAACUGAUCAAUUUUAUUACAUUAUCUGCAGUGUGAUGACAGAAACAUUUUUUGGUAAAAUUGGCUGGAUUCUCAUACGGCAAAAAGAGUUACAAACGCGAAAAGACGCAUUGAGUGAUGAAUACCAGAGCUUGCUCGAAAAGGAAAGGCUCUUUUAUAAGACUGUUGAGGACUUCAAAAAUGUAAUGGCGCGUGCGAAAGGCAUCUCGGAUGUUCUGGAACCGGCAAUCGAAUUCAGUGAAAAUUUCAAGAAUUUUGGUGAAGGCAUGCCCUGCGCUAUAGGCAUUGAUGAGGCCGGUCGAGGACCAGUACUUGGGCCGAUGGUCUACGCUUGCGCUGUUUCAUUGGUCAGCAGUGAAGAUAUUAUCAAAGAAAUGGGUGCUGACGAUUCCAAGGUUUUGACAGAGGCGAAACGUGAGAGUAUCUUUGCGGAAAUGCAACAGCAUAAGGCGUAUGUUGACACAGUUGGUCCAAAACAAACGUAUCAGGCUAUGCUGCAAGAGAAAUUCCCCGGUGUACAGAUCACUGUUUCAGAAAAAGCAGACUCAAAAUUUCCAAUUGUUGGAGCUGCUUCUAUUGUCGCCAAAGUGAAGCGUGACGAGAUUUUGAGAGAUUGGACAUUUCCGGAAGGCGAUAUCUGCACGCCCGAAGAUGGUUAUGGAAGUGGUUAUCCUGGAGAAAAGAGGGUUUAUGAGGAUUUCAGGGAAGACGCGGAGCGGCCUCAUGGAACUACCAUAACAUCAUUCUUCAGGCCUUGUGCUAAAGGACAGACUUGCGCUCCGCCGAAAAGUCAAUUUUUUCUGAACCGUUGCUUGUCAAAUAUUUCAAAUUUUUCUGAUUUUUAA
Gongylonema pulchrum is the source of this 3252-nucleotide messenger RNA. NCBI's taxonomy places the organism in Eukaryota, Metazoa, Nematoda, Chromadorea, Rhabditida, Gongylonematidae. The record is from the annotation of a GenBank genome assembly.